This is a messenger RNA of Dama dama (fallow deer), 2700 nucleotides long. It is a transcript of the gene SLC29A4, whose product is annotated as solute carrier family 29 member 4. Gene Ontology annotation, biological process: nucleoside transmembrane transport. Lineage: Eukaryota; Metazoa; Chordata; Mammalia; Artiodactyla; Cervidae. Gene Ontology annotation, molecular function: nucleoside transmembrane transporter activity; monoamine transmembrane transporter activity. Gene Ontology annotation, cellular component: plasma membrane. Bases 350 to 1921 code for a protein of 523 amino acids. The transcript is spliced from 11 exons. The record is from RefSeq and is a predicted model, not a curated record.
CCCUCAGCUUUACCGGGGCAGGUCCUGAGAGGGUGGGGGCGCAGCCUGGGGGGUACGCAGCCCGCAGGGCCCCGGGGCACCCUGCAUGGCUCUGCUGGGCACGGCGGCCCCAGAGACUGACUGCUCGGGUGUUUUCUCAGCACAUGGGAACAGAUGGCUCCAACUCCCACCCACGGAAGCCAAACAUUUCCCUGGUUACCCUGCUAAUUUGCUCACAAGGCUCCUCUUGUAAAUAGAGAGUACAAAGGCUCGUUCCUGCCGCGUGUCUGACGAGCAAAUUCCGACUCCACAGGGGAGAGGCCUCAGAGGGAGCACAGCGAAGUCCCAGGUAAGCCCCAGCGCAGCCGCCAUGGGCUCGGUGGGCAGCCAGCGCCCCCGGGAGGCCAGCGUGGCGAGCACGCCGCACGGGAGCGUGGUGAUGAGCUUCAGCUUUGACGGCGGCCACCUGGAGGAGGCGGUGGCCGGGGCCACGCAGGCCCAGGGCGGUAGGACCAGGGGCAUCCCGAUUUUCACGGACUCUGAGGAGCCGGUGCCUGACGACCGCUACCACGCCAUCUACUUCGCGAUGCUGCUGGCCGGCGUGGGCUUCCUACUACCCUACAACAGCUUCAUCACCGACGUGGACUACCUGCACCACAAGUACCCAGGAACCUCGAUUGUGUUUGACAUGAGCCUCACCUACAUCCUCGUGGCGCUGGUGGCCGUGCUCCUGAACAACGCGCUGGUGGAGAGACUGAGCCUGCACACGAGGAUCACCGCGGGUUACCUCUUAGCGCUGGGCCCCCUCCUCUUUAUCAGCAUCUGCGACGUUUGGCUGCAGCUUUUCUCCAGGGACCAGGCUUACGCCAUCAACCUGGCCGCUGUGGGCACCGUGGCCUUCGGCUGCACAGUGCAGCAAUCCAGCUUCUACGGGUACACAGGGAUGCUGCCCAAGAGGUACACGCAGGGGGUGAUGACAGGAGAGAGCACGGCGGGAGUGAUGGUCUCUCUGAGCCGCAUCCUCACCAAGCUGCUGCUGCCCGACGAGAGGGCCGGCACGCUCAUCUUCUUCCUGGUCUCCGCGGGCCUGGAGCUGCUCUGCUUCCUGCUGCACCUGCUGGUGCGGGGCAGCCGCUUCGUGCUCUACCACACGGCGCGGCCCCGCCACUGCCGCCCGAGCCGCAGGGCCGGCUACCGCGUGCACCACGACGUGGCCGCCGGGGACGUGCACUUUGAGCACCAGGGCCCAGCGCUGGCCAACGGCGGGUCCCCGAAGGACAGCCCGGCCCACGAGGUGACGGGCGGGGGCGCCUACACGCGCUUCGACGUGCCUCGGCCAAGGAUCAGGCGCAGCUGGCCCUCCUUCCGAGCCCUGCUCCUGCACCGCUACGUGGUGGCCCGCGUCAUCUGGGCGGACAUGCUCUCCAUCGCCGUGACCUACUUUAUCACGCUGUGCCUGUUCCCGGGUCUCGAGUCCGAGAUCCGCCACUGCAUCUUGGGCGAGUGGCUGCCCAUCCUCCUGAUGGCCGUGUUCAACCUCUCCGACUUCGUGGGCAAGAUCCUGGCGGCGCUGCCCAUGGACUGGCGGGGCACCCACCUGCUGGCCUGCUCCUGCCUCCGCGUGGUCUUCAUCCCCCUCUUCAUCCUGUGCGUCUACCCCAGUGGCACACCUGCCCUCCGCCACCCGGCCUGGCCCUGCGUCCUCUCCCUCCUCAUGGGCAUCAGCAAUGGCUACUUCGGCAGCGUGCCCAUGAUCCUGGCGGCGGGCAAAGUGGGCCCCAAGCAGCGGGAGCUGGCAGGGAACACCAUGACCGUGUCCUACAUGACGGGGCUGACGCUGGGCUCGGCCGUGGCCUACUGCACCUACAGCCUCACGCGGGACGCCCACCGGAGCUGCCUGCGCCCCUCGGCCACCAACGCCUCUUUCCCCGUUGGCCUCUGAGCCCCGCCCAGGGAGGGCCGCCGGGCCUGCUCCCCACUCCUGCCUGCAGUGCCUGGGGGCGCACGGAUGGUCCGCGCCAUUUCCCGCCUGCCCCCGCCCCCCACCCGUGUCCAGCGGCCCACUCUGUGGGGUUACUCACAGCCAUCACCCCCCUGCCUCAGGAGAGCAGACCACCAGCCCGCGUCCCCUGCUGGGUCCGCUCUGAGGGCCCCACGGCCCUGGCCCCACCGUCGGCGGCACCUCCUCCACUGGGGACCCCGCUCCCACAGGCCUGCCCCCACACCCUGUCCUCAAACCCUGGGUCCCCAGCAAAUGCCUUUGCUACAAGGGAGCUGCAACCUGGGUGUGCCCACGCCGCGCCAGCACCCCCACGCACCUUGGUACCCACCUGACGCCACAGGCCUGGGGGUCUGUCUGCCCAGGGAGCCUGGUCGACCUCCCCGUUUCCUCCAGCCGCCUGUGAUACCGGAGGGCACAGUUUGAGGGCCAUGAGCAGGGUCCACAGCCUGGCUGGAGUCACACCCCCGACCUAGGCCUUGAGCCCUGUCCAGGGAGGGACAGACGUGCCCAGGGGUCCCUGGCAAGUAGAAGAGGGUGGGGGGCGGUCCCUCCAGAGCUCCAGGCUGGCUCAGCACCCUGAGCUGGGGGGAUUCCUGGAGCAUCCUGCCAGCCGCGGGCUUCUCCAGGGGCAGGACAGGCGCCCUCCCACCCCCUCUGGUCCCGUCCACGCGUCUGUCCACUGACUGUACCGCACUGGCCAUUAAAGAUGAAGGCAGAGC